AAAAAAAAUCCCAAAUCUUGGGUUUGGAAUAAACUGUGAAAAUGUUUACCCGGUUAGUUUGUAUCAGUGAUUAUGAACAACAUGCUAAAUCAGUACUUCAGAAGUCUGUAUAUGACUAUUACAGGUCUGGGGCAAAUGAUCAGGAAACAUUGGCUGAUAAUGUUGCAGCAUUUUCCAGAUGGAAGCUGUAUCCGCGGAUGCUCCGGAAUGUUGCUGAAAUAGACCUGUCAACUUCUGUUUUGGGACAGAGGGUCAGCAUGCCAAUAUGCGUUGGGGCUACUGCCAUGCAGUGCAUGGCUCACGUGGACGGGGAGCUUGCAACUGUGCGAGCCUGCAGGUCACUGGGAACCGGGAUGAUGCUGAGUUCCUGGUCCACUUCCUCAAUUGAAGAAGUGGCAGAGGCCAGUCCCGAGGCACUCCGCUGGCUGCAACUGUACAUCUACAAGGAUCGUGAGGUCACCAAGCAGCUAGUGCAGCGGGCAGAACAAAGGGGCUACAAGGCCAUAUUUCUGACAGUGGACACUCCUUACCUCGGGAACCGCUUUGACGAUGUGCGUAAUAGGUUCAAGCUGCCACCUCAACUCAGAAUGAAAAAUUUUGAAACCAAUGAUUUAGCAUUUUCUCCAAAGGAAAAUUUUGGAGACAACAGUGGACUUGCUACAUACGUAUCUAAAGCAAUAGACCCAUCCAUCAGCUGGGAGGAUAUUAAAUGGCUGAGGGGGCUGACAUCACUGCCAAUCGUUGCAAAAGGCAUUUUGAGAGGUGAUGAUGCCAGGGAGGCAGUUAAACGUGGUUUGGAUGGGAUCUUGGUGUCGAAUCACGGGGCUCGACAACUUGAUGGGGUGCCAGCCACCAUUGAUGCCUUGCCAGAAAUCGUGGAGGCUGUGGAAGGGAAGGUGGAAGUCUUCCUGGAUGGGGGUGUUCGGAAAGGCACCGAUGUCCUGAAAGCUCUAGCCCUGGGAGCCAAGGCUGUGUUUGUGGGGAGGCCAAUCAUUUGGGGCUUGGCAUCCCAGGGAGAGAAAGGUGUUCAAGACAUCCUUGAGAUCCUAAAGGAAGAAUUCCGAUUGGCCAUGGCUCUGAGUGUGCAGAACCCUCUGAACAGAGAAGUGCUCAGUGUACACAGCCAGCAACAGUCGCUAAGCCUCUAUCUUUGACAGUCUCACCAGGGAUAUGUUGGCGAGUGUGAGUACCUGAAGGGUGAAGCCUACACUAUACUCUUCCUUAUCUCAUAACAAGUGAACAAAAAAUCUAACUGGCUAGUCAACACCUUCACUGGGAUGUCUAAGUGGCAUCUCAAACUCUACCCGUCCCAAAUGAAACCACAAACUUUUCCUAUUGAAACUACUCCACCUGCAGACUCUCCGAUCUCAGUUUAUGUUAAUACCAUUGUUUCAAAAACCUUGAGUUAUUUUUGACUCCUCAUUUCCCUCACACCCUCACAUCCACAGGACCUCUAUCUGCAAAAUGUUGUCAGAACCUAACCUCACUCGCUAUUACAAGAGUUCCUCUGUGUUUCUUUCUGAUCAGUCCCUCUCUCCCCUUGAUAUUGCAGGUCUGUCUGUCUGUCUGUCCUUGCCUACCUCACCCUCCCACCCUGAUCACAGCAGUCAGAAUGAUCUCUUUACACAUUAAUUCAGAUCAUUCCACUGUUCUGAUAAGGACCCUCCAAUGGCUCUUGGUUUAUUUACUCAGUGUAAAUGCCAAAGUCCUUACAAUGGUCUACAAGACCUUUAUGUAGCUUGACUUCUGUCACCCCUCUGACCUCAACUCCUGCUGUCACCCUUGCUUAUUCUGCCCGGGCCACAUUUACCUCCUGCUGUUCCCUAUGUCAGACAUGUUUCAGCCUUAAGGACUUUGCAGUGACCAUUCCAUCUUUCCAGAUGCUGUUCCCAGGUGUCUACAUGGCUAACUGCCUCACGUCCUUCAAGUCAUAACUUAGAUCACCUUUUCUCAACAUCCUGACCACCCUAUGUAAAAUGGCAGUCCAUCCUCCACCCACCUGCUCAGCUUCCAGUUUUCUUUCCCUGUUACUAUUUCAUUCUUCUCCCACAGCACCUAUCACCUUCUAUAAACCAUCUAUCAUUUCAUUUACUUUUUAAAUUAUUUGCAUCAUGUAUUAUCUUUAGCUCUGUAGAAUACAAGAAGCAUGAGGCAGGGAUCUUUAUUGUAUUCAAUUCAGCAUCCCCAGGGUUUACAGCAGCUCCUGGCACUUAAAUAAUAUUUGCUGAAGAAAUAAGUAAAAAAAUAAAAAAAAAUCACCUUAUUACUAGUGGCUGUUUUGAAUCUGACUCAGAAUGGACCUUGAGAUGCAAAGAAUGACAUUGAGUCCAAUGAUCAACUUUCAAAGGUAAUGAGAGUUUCCUUUUCUGUGAUCCAUGUCACCCAGAUUGUCCUCAUGGAUAGAAUUCCUGAGAUCAAUGGUCUACUCCUACUGUGCUGAGCCUGUGUGGACACAGCCUCAGUGAGCAGCAUGCCAUUCUGUGAAUCCUCACUCUGCAUUUUAAUUUGCUGCAGACAUAUCCUAAAAGAGAGCUUUCAGCCACUGACUCUCUAUUAAAUGUGGCAGAAAGAAUAUACUCUUUGUGUUAAUAAAAAUAUGUGCCAGUCAUUUUGUGUUAAGGACUGUUUAGGUAAUAAAAAUGGUCUCGUGCCACAUAAGAUUUGGCAAGCCUACCUUGAAUCAUAAACCUUACAUUUGUCAAGUUUUACAUUCCUUGGGAAAACGAUUACCUGCCUGAUUAUUAUUGCAUUC
Felis catus (domestic cat) is the source of this 2752-nucleotide messenger RNA. It is a transcript of the gene HAO1, whose product is annotated as hydroxyacid oxidase 1. Gene Ontology annotation, molecular function: FMN binding; oxidoreductase activity. The record is from RefSeq and is a predicted model, not a curated record. The transcript is spliced from 8 exons. NCBI's taxonomy places the organism in Eukaryota, Metazoa, Chordata, Mammalia, Carnivora, Felidae. The coding region runs from base 42 to 1154 and encodes 370 amino acids.